Molecule: messenger RNA, 387 nt
Organism: Desarmillaria tabescens
Lineage: Eukaryota; Fungi; Basidiomycota; Agaricomycetes; Agaricales; Physalacriaceae
Exons: 4
Coding region: 1-387 (128 amino acids)
Source: RefSeq, a predicted model, not a curated record
AUGCUGUUCAUGCUAUCUGUGUUGGCCUUCUUUGCCCUUGUGGCUUUGCUGACCUUUCGAUAUCGCGUUUCUCUUGCCGCCCACGUUCCUGAGCGAGUGAAGACUUUCUUUCCCAAACUCAGACACUACACUCCUCUUUCGACCUUUACCGAACAAGCGAAUGCCGGUCUUACAUCCUCUGACUUCGACAUUGAGGCGAAUUUGCGAAACGGUGAUUCAAGAACGGGUCUCGAUGAGCAGGGCACGCAAGAGGUCAUGGAAAUCAUGCGGAGGGAGCGUGUCAAUUUUGAUCAGGCUCGGCUAAUUCGCCACAACCGCAUUCUCGCUCGAAAUGGAAUUGAUGCAUCAGGGAUGCCGCUGGAUUCUAAGGCAGUAACGCACUUGUAA